AUGUCCAGGAAAAGACGCCCUGUCCAGGGUGUCUUCCUCCAACAUCCUCCAUCGGGCCUCCUGACGCUAAAUCGUCACCGCCCACAACGCCAGGAUCAGCAGAACACGGCGAGGAGGGAGCCUGAGCUCCGCCCCAGAGAGCAGGCCACUGCUCCUCAGUCUAGUGAACCUAGUUCAAUCCCAACUGGUGUGACCAACCUCUCCAAGGGGGGUGGGCCUAGCCCACGCUCCAUCACCUGGGGAAGGGGGCCUGUCAUCCACAAAAACCCUCUGGUUGCUGAAAUGGUGGAGAAGUUCAGGAAGACCAGCAUCCACGCUACAGCUCCUGUACACUGUUAUGCUGAACCUGGAGAUGUGGCCUGCGACGUCUGCACCGGAAGAAAACUCAAAGCUGUCAGGUCCUGUCUGGAGUGUAUUGUUUCGUACUGUGACACUCAUAUAAACUCUCAUCAUCCAGGUAGAAAUCACACCAUGAUUGAUGCCACGGGCCAGCUACAGGAGAGGAUCUGCCCCCGUCAUAAUAAGAUUUUUGAAAUAUUUUGUCGCACCGACCAGAGUUGCAUCUGCUAUCUGUGUACAAUGGACGAUCAUAAAGGCCAUGACACGACCACGGCUUCGGCAGAAUGGAGUCAGAAACAGGGUGGAUUGGAACGGAGCCAGAGGAGAUGCCAGCAGAUAAUCCAGUUGAAGGAGAAGGAGCUGCAGGAGCUGAGGAAGGCUGUGGAGACUCUCAAGUCUGGUGCACAGACAGCAGUGGAGGAGAGUGAGAGGAUGUUUACUGAGAUGAUCCGCUCCAUUGAGAGAAGGUGCUCUGAGGUGACAGAGCUGAUCAGAGCUCAGGAGAAGACUGAGGUGAGUCGAGCUGAAGGACUCCUGAAGCGACUGGAGCUGGAGAUUGCUGAGCUGAAGAGGACAGAUGCUGAGAUGAAGCAGCUUUCACUGACACAGGAUCCCAUCCAUUUCCUCAAGAACAUUGUGUCCAUCACUGGGAGGCCUUACAGCACAACUUCAACCAACGUGACCUUCAGCCAAAGCUUCUCCUUGGAGCCCCUGAAGAAAUCUGUGUGUGCAUUGAAGAAGAAAUUAGAUUCAGUCUUCAAGCAGGAAAUAGUCGAGAUAUCCACAGCAGGUCUGACAAAUAUAGAAAAACCCGAGUUUAUGACCAGAGAAGACUUCUUACAUUAUUACUGCAACUUCACCCUGGAUCCAAACACUGUAAACAGAGACCUCCGUCUGUCUGAGGGGAAUAGGAGGGUGGAGAGGAGAGCUGAGGACCAGUCAUAUCCUGAUCAUCCAGACAGAUUUGAUUACAGGUGUCAGGUGCUGUGUAGAGAGGGUGUGUCUGCACGCUGCUACUGGGAGGUUGAGAGGAGUGGAGAGGUUCUCAUAGCAGUGUCAUAUAAAAGCAUCAGCAGGAAAGGAACGGGUGCUGAGUGUCUGUUUGGAGGUAAUGAUCAGUCCUGGAGGCUGAAACUCAGCAGCUGGAGCUCCUCUUUCAAACACAAAAAUGAAGAGACUGAACUCCCUCUAGUGGCCAGCUCCAGAAUAGGAGUGUAUGUGGAUCACAGGGCAGGAACUCUGGCCUUCUACAGCAUCUCUGGAGACACAAUGACCCUCCUGCACAGAGUCCACACCACAUUCACACACACACUCUACCCUGGGUUUGGGCUAUAUUGGGAAUCAUCAGUGAAGCUGUUGUGA
Molecule: messenger RNA, 1701 nt
Organism: Engraulis encrasicolus (European anchovy)
Lineage: Eukaryota; Metazoa; Chordata; Actinopteri; Clupeiformes; Engraulidae
Product: tripartite motif-containing protein 16-like
Exons: 8
Coding region: 1-1701 (566 amino acids)
Molecular function (GO): protein binding; zinc ion binding
Source: RefSeq, a predicted model, not a curated record